Molecule: messenger RNA, 1266 nt
Organism: Saccoglossus kowalevskii
Lineage: Eukaryota; Metazoa; Hemichordata; Enteropneusta; Harrimaniidae
Product: heparan-alpha-glucosaminide N-acetyltransferase-like
Source: RefSeq, a predicted model, not a curated record
AUGUCUGGGAUAUAUAUGAUGUUUGUUAAUCCGAUGGGAUACAUUGAUGACAUCAGUCCCGAAAAAAUUAAGGAUGAAAAAGACGCUUCGUUUUUCUGCAAUAUCAUAGUGGUUGAAGAUCCAGUAGAUAUUUACCUACCUAUUUACAUUGCCAUAGGUGUAUAUGUUGGUUUGAUUAUACUCUAUGUGUUUGGUCGCUAUGCACACAAACAUCACUGGCUAUAUAAAGUGUUAUUUUGUCUCGAGACUGAAAGACUUGUCAAUUCGGAUCUUGGUUCACCUAACAGUAUUCUUAAUGCGAGUAAUUCUGAAUCUCAGGAACAGUUCCCUAAGAAAACAGAAAAACAAAAACCAAGAAGAUUAAAAUCUCUAGACACAUUCAGAGGAAUAAGUGUAGUAAUUAUGAUAUUUGUGAAUCUUGGUGGAGGGGAGUACUGGUUUUUCCACCAUUCCAGGUGGAAUGGUCUUACUGUAGCUGACCUUGUUUUCCCAUGGUUUGUAUUUAUUAUGGGUACAUCAAUUGCACUGGCUUUCCAUUCAUUGUCUAUUAAGGGAUUCUCCAAGAAAAAGAUGUUUAUUAAAAUUUGCAAAAGAUCAGCUAUACUUUUUAUACUUGGACUUAUAUUAAACACUGGGAAAGAUAGAAACGGUGUUGAUUUAAACCACAUACGAAUACCUGGUGUUUUACAGAGGUUUAGUGUGUGUUAUUUUGUUGUCGCUAUUGUAGAGAUGUUAUCAGUUAAAAAAGAUGAUCCAUACAAGUACAAAUAUUAUGCACCAAUCAGAGACUUUGUAUAUCUCUGGAUACAUUGGCUGGUAGCAAUAUGUGUAGUUACCCUAUACUUGUGCUUGACGUUUGUCUUACCGAUACCCGACUGUCCAACGGGUUACCAAGGUCCCGGUGGUUCUCUGUUACAUACCGACAAUGACACUGAUCUCUAUAAUUGUACUGGUGGUGCAGCAGGUCACAUCGAUAAAAGUGUAUUCGGUAUAAAUCAUAUUUAUCCUCAUCCAACAUGUUUGGUUUUAUAUCAGACUGGUCCAUAUGAUCCAGAAGGAAUUCUGGGAUGUCUUCCUGCAAUAUUCAUUACAUUUUUAGGGUUACUGGCUGGAAAAAUUCUAAUUUUUUAUACUGAUUGGAAGCAGAGAGUUAAAAGAUGGUUGCUAUGGGCGAUAUUAACAAAUUCAUCGGGACAACAUAAAAAACGCUUAAAACUCAGCACUCCAGAAAAAUGUUCACUGCUUCGAAAUUCUACUGACUACUAA